AUGUGCUCUAUAUAUUUUCGAUGCCAACGUGUCAAUUACAACAAGAAAGAUCUUGCAGAGAAUGGUCAACUGUUGAAGAUCGAUUUCAUUUGGGUCAAUCAUGAUCACAAGAGCUUCGAAUGGUUGCUUAAUCUUCUUCGUCAAUUCGAAGAAGAACAAGAGACUUAUUCGACCCCUAAUCCUGGCGAAAAUCGGUUUCUUGAUAUUCAUCUCUUCUUUACUCAAAUCAAAAAUGAUGAGAAUAUUGGCAAUGUUCCACUUGAUGUUGUAACGAAAACUUGGGCUCAAGUAGCUGGAAACGACAUUUUUACUAGUUUGCGAACAAAGACGCAGAUUGGAAGAUCUAAUUGGACCGAAUUAUUCGACCGUCUAAUUUCUAACGAAAAUGCCUCGACUGCCGAUGAUGUAAACGUAUUUCUCCGUGGUUCACCCAUAAUGGGUAACAGCAUUCGUGAACAUUGUGAAAAAUUUAGAUUUCAUUUCUUUAAAGAGUUUUGA
Messenger RNA from Rotaria socialis, 498 nucleotides. Lineage: Eukaryota; Metazoa; Rotifera; Eurotatoria; Philodinida; Philodinidae. The record is from the annotation of a GenBank genome assembly.